Messenger RNA from Cetraspora pellucida, 1557 nucleotides. The record is from the annotation of a GenBank genome assembly. Lineage: Eukaryota; Fungi; Glomeromycota; Glomeromycetes; Diversisporales; Gigasporaceae.
AUGGAAUCUGCUGGUCCAACAUUUAUAAAGCUUGCGCAAUGGGCCGCUUCAAGAACUGACAUAUUUCCUCAAGAGAUGUGCAGACAUCUGUCAAAACUUCACUCUGCUGUAGGUCCACAUCCAUUCGACGAUACUAAAAGAAUAAUUGAAAAAGCAUUUAAUAAACCGUUUCAUGAAAUUUUUUCGGAAUUUGAUCAGACACCUAUUGGGAUUGGCGCUAUCGCGCAAGUAUAUAAAGCCAAAAUUCAACCUGACAUACUUCCUAUAGAAUAUUAUCAAGGUGAUUCAAGAGCUGUAACAACUGUAACCAAAAAACGAUUCAAUGUUCCCACUGGAUUUCCUGUAGUUGCUGUCAAAGUACUGCAUCCAACUGCAGAAAAAACUAUUCAACGUGAUCUUAAAAUCUUGACAUUAUUUGCAAAUUUAAUUAAUUUUUUUCCUAGUAUGCAAUGGCUUUCUUUUCCUGAAGAAGUAGCAAAAUUUGGGGAAAUGAUGCGAGAUCAAUUGGAUUUAAAAAUCGAAGCAGAAAAUUUGCGAAAUUUUCAAGAGAAUUUUAAAAAUAAUAGAUUUGUGAAAUUCCCAAUGCCUGUCUUAGAAUAUUCUACUAAAGAUAUGCUAAUUGAAGAAUUUGAAGAAGGAUUAUCUAUUAAAUUAAUUCUUAAACAAGGUGGUGGAGUAUAUGACCAAGUUAUUGCAAAUACCGGCAAGUUUUUAAUGAUUCCUUGUCUUGACGCAUUUAUCCGUAUGCUUAUACUUGACAAUUUCGUUCACGCCGAUCUUCACCCUGGUAAUAUAAUAGUUAAAUUCAUCAAACUUAAAUCUUCGUUUCUUCCAUUUUGGCCAAAUAUCAACACCGAUGAUGAACUUUUUAGUACUUAUGAAACUGAAACUGCUACUAAGCGACUUUUAGAAUGUAGUCAUGAUAAAGAACUCUGGAAUGAUGAACUUGUAAAGUUGUGCGAUGAAGGAUAUCAACCACAAUUAGUAUUUAUAGAUGCUGGAUUAGUAACAAGUUUAAAUAAAAUAAACAGAAAAAAUUUUCUCGAUUUGUUUCAAGCAGUAGCUGAGUUUAAUGGAUUUCGAGCAGGACAGUUAAUGAUAGAACGAUGUAAAACUCCAGAGUUGGUAGUAUCGGGUGAUAUAUUUGCAUUAAAAAUGCAACAUUUGGUACUGAACGUAAAAUCUCUAACGUUACAAUUGGGAAAAAUACGUAUCUCGGAUAUAUUGAAGACAGUAUUGCAAAUGGUCAGGGAUCAUCACGUAAAAUUGGAAGGCGAUUUCAUUAAUGUGAUAAUAUCAAUAUUAGUAUUAGAAGGGAUUGGAAGACAAUUAGAUCCACAAAUGGAUUUAUUAAAAAAUGCGUUACCAAUACUGAGAAAAUUAGGUGCGCAAGAGGCAGGACGAGGAAUGAGGGAAGGAAUCAAAGAAAUUUCUAGUGAGAAUGCAUGGGUGCUUAAGUUUUGGAUAUGGUUAGAGGCACGAGAAUGGUUAGAUAAUGCAUCAUGGCAAGAAUAUGAACUGUUCCAUCAACGACACCUGUGGUGGCCUGAUAUGUAA